Mytilinidion resinicola is the source of this 4104-nucleotide messenger RNA. Its product is annotated as mitotic cohesin complex. Gene Ontology annotation, cellular component: cohesin complex; nucleus; chromosome. Gene Ontology annotation, biological process: sister chromatid cohesion. Gene Ontology annotation, molecular function: ATP binding; DNA binding; protein binding. NCBI's taxonomy places the organism in Eukaryota, Fungi, Ascomycota, Dothideomycetes, Mytilinidiales, Mytilinidiaceae. The transcript has 5 exons. The record is from RefSeq and is a predicted model, not a curated record. The coding region runs from base 46 to 3858 and encodes 1270 amino acids.
GACUGGACCAGAUUCGCUCUUUGAAGACGCGACAGCACCCCCAUCAUGGGCAAACUCGUCCGUCUUGAAGUCAAGGACUUCAAAUCCUAUCGCGGCCAUCAUGUCCUGCUCUUUGGCGACUCGUACUUCACCUCCAUCAUCGGCCCCAAUGGCUCUGGCAAAUCCAACUCUAUGGAUGCCAUUUCCUUCGUCCUAGGCAUCAAGUCAAGUCAUUUACGCUCUGCACAUCUCCGCGAACUUAUCUAUCGCCCUCAUGUUCUCGGCGCCUCCAAGAUCAACGCGGACGGCACUGCCACCGAAGCUACAAACGGGGAUGGCGGCGAAGCAGGGUCGCAGACAACCAGUCAGCGCAAUACCCCGCAGUCCGCAUGGGUCAUGGCUGUCUACGAGGAUGAGGCCGGCGACGAGCAGAAGUGGAAGCGGACAAUCACCGCCGCCGGUCAAAGCGAGUACCGAAUCAACAAUCGCAUCGUUACUGCCAAGGAGUACAACCAGGCUCUCGAGGAGGAAGCUAUCUUGAUCAAAGCCCGCAACUUCCUUGUUUUCCAGGGUGACGUCGAAGCCGUUGCCUCGCAGUCCCCCAAGGAUCUUACUCUUCUGAUCGAGCAGAUAUCAGGCAGUCUGGAGUACAAGAACGAAUACGAAAAGCUGAAGAGGGAGGCGGCGGAAGCACUCGAGACUCAAAAUGACAAACUCGGCCAGCGUCGUCAGGUCAAUGCCGAUAUCAGACAUUUGAGACAGGCAAAGGAAGCCGCUGAGGAGUACGAGCGCAAAGCUGCCGAGCGCGACCAGGCCGUUAUCGAUCACUAUCUAUGGCGGCUAUUUCACCACGAGCGCAUCAUUCGGGAGUCUGGCGAGGACAUCCAAAAACAUCAAGAUGAGCUCAAAGAGCAUAGGCGCGGCGUGGAGAAGUAUCACCAAAAAGUCGAGGAAGCAAAGCGAGAGCAAGCUCAGGCUACACGCGAGGCAUCGAAGACCGAGAGAGCUAUCAGGGGCAAAGAGCAGGAAAUCGAAACGGCCCAGAGGGAUAUAUAUCCGAUCAACUGGAAGAUAGAAAAUACCUCCAAAAAGGUACAGGACACACAGACACAGGUGUCCAAGAUCAAAGCCGAUCGCGAUAAGCAGGCGGGAACUAUCGAACACUACAAGAAGGAGAUCGGCAAAGUCAAGAAGGCCCAGGAGAAGUGGGAAGCUGAUUGGAAGCAACAGAACCAGCGCGAGGGCCGAGAACCGACCGAAGCAGAUCGCCAGGAGUACAACAGACUGAAAAGCGAGGUCACGAAGCGGACUUCUGCAGAUAAGGCACAGGUGAAUGAUCUCACCCGACGACUCAACACUACCGAGGACACUGUCAAGAAUCUGAAGAGCAAGCUUGAAGGUCCUCAGUCUCAAGCCACAAAGCUUGAGGAAGACAUUGCAGAGUUGGUUGAUCGUCAGGCAGCCAUCAAGGCAGAAAUGAAGCAGAUACAAGCGGAGAUGAAGGAGCAAAAGAUUGCUAGCAACAAGCUCGAAACAAGCAUAACCCAGAUCAACAACAGAAGCGCCCAUCACCGCGAUUUGUUAAGAUUGGCAAUGGACGAAUACGGGCGGGUCGAUCACAGCCGCAGAGAGUCCCAGAAAGAAAAGAAUCUCCGGGAGAUGGUCGCCAAGUUGAAGCAAAUGCAUAGUGGCGACGUACAUGGCAGAAUCCAAGAGCUAUGCAAGCCCAAGCAAACCAAGUACCAACGAGCUAUCGGUGUUGUUUUCGGAAAACAUGUGGAUGCUAUAGUAGUCAAGAACGUCAGCAUUGCGAAUGAUUGUAUCAACUACGUGAGGGACCAGCAACAUCCUGCGAUAACUUUCAUCCCGCUGGACACCGUACAGGUCUCGUCGGCCAAUACCAAUCUAAAGGGCAAGUAUAAGGGUGUGCGCUUAGCGAUCGAUACCAUCGACUACGAUACCCGAUUUGACCGAGCAAUGCAAUGGGCGUGUGGUAACUCAAUCAUUUGCGAUACACGUGAUAUCGCCAAAGAUAUGCAAUAUGUCCACAAAGUCGGCGGGAAGGCCGUAGACCUAGAGGGCACCGUUUUCAGGUCAGAGACUUUGGAGGGAGGACAAGUGGAUGACAAGAAUGCAUCCAAGAAAUGGGGCGAGGACGAUAAUAGCGUCGCGAAUAUCCAAGCCAAGAUAAAGAAAUUGGAUGAAACACUCAAGCAACUCUCCAGCCAGUUGGACCAAGAGAUGGCACAACAGUUGAAAGCGAGGAACGAGAGCGCACAGUUACUGAAUCAUUUCAGAGAACUAGAGGACGAAUCGAAGGCUCUAGAUCGAAACAUUCAAGAUAAGAAGAAGGCCCUCAAGUUCUUCACGAACCAGCUGAACGAAAACCAGCCCAAGUAUGACCAGGAGAAUCGAGCUCUGGAGGAGCUGAGGAGCAAUCUAAAGACGUUUCAAGACGCGAUCGCCGAAGUGGAGGAUGAGCUAUUCGGUCCCUGGUGUCAACGGCUGGGUUACGACAACAUCAGGGAUUAUGAAGCUCGGCAAGGCUCCCUCAAUCGACAGGCAGAUCAGGAGAGAUUGAGGUACCGAACUCAGCUCCAGACCCUCGAAAAUUACCUCUCUGCCGAUACUUUGAAGCUAGGUUCUUACAACUAUCGAAUCAACACCCAAGAAGCCCGUAUUAAGAAGGAGCAAGACGAGAUUGCAAGGUCCGAAGUUGAGAAGGAAAGCAUUCAAGAGAAGCUUGACGAAGCAAAAGCCGAACUGGAGCUACUCCAAGAGUCUCUCGACACUCAAAAACAGAAGUCCGCAGAAAAGGCAGAAGUUGUGGAAGAACAGCGGAAACAACUCCGCAAGCGCAACAAGGCUGUCGAAGGGAUCAUGAAGGAGGUCAAGGAGUUGGAAGGUGUCGUAAAGACCGAAUCCAGGGCUGUGCAUGGUCUGUUGCGCGAAUGCAGGAUCAAAGAGAUAGACUUGCCCUUGGAAGAAGGGUCUAAAGAUCUCAAUUCUCUACCUCUGGAUGAUCAUAUUCAGGAGGACGACCCUGAUGCGAUGGACGUAGACGACGAAGACCAGGACCCUGAUGCAACAAUGCAAGUGGCGGAGGUGCCGGACUACGGCAUUGAGCUAGACUAUAGCGAAUUGGACGAGAAGUUGCAGGAGAACGAGUCCCCCGAAUGCGGCGAAGAGCUUAAGGAAAAAAUCGAAACCAUGACGUCCCAACUCGAGAAAAUGAACGUCGACAUGAAAGCCGCCGAGCGCCUCGAAGCCUCAACCUCCACCGGCAAAACCGCCGAAAAGGACUACGAGGCUGCCAAAAGCGCUGCCAUCCGCGCCAAAACCCGCUUCGAGGAGGUCCAAGAACACCGCCUCGAGCUCUUCAACAAGGCCUUGACCCACAUCCAGGAGCAGAUCAAAAUCACCUACAAGGAACUCACAACCGACCACCUUGCGCCGGACGGCGGCCGCGCCAACAUCGACAUGGCCGACUCCGACGAGCCCUACCUCGCCGGCCUGACUUACAACGCCAUGCCCCCGCUCAAGCGCUACCGCGAGAUGAACGAGCUGUCGGGAGGCGAGAAGACGAUCGCGGCGCUGGCGCUGCUGUUUGCGAUUCAUAGCUUCCAGCCGAGCCCGUUCUUCGUGCUGGAUGAGAUUGAUGCGGCGCUGGAUAAUGUGAAUAUUGCGCGUGUGGCGCGGUACGUGCAGAAGCAUGCCGGGCCCGGGAUGCAGUUUAUUGUGAUUAGCUUGAAAGCGGCGCUGUUUCAGGAGAGCGAGGGGCUGGUAGGCGUAAUGCGGGAUCAGUCAAAGAUGACGAGCAGAGUUGUCAGCUUAGAUCUGCGGAAGUAUCUUCCGAACGAUGUCGCGAUCCGAGGGUGAGAUAUUAGGGGUAGGUUAGUAUGAGGAUAUGGUGAAGGGGUGGGGUAUAUAGGGAUGGGCGUGGGAGCGAGCGAUGGCGUUUGUGAGGACAGAGUACGGUUCUUCUCUUUCUUUUCAAGGUCUAGGGACGCGUGCUUCUUCACGACUUGGCCGCCCUGUUAUGAGCUCCGUAAUGCGGGUGGGAUGCGGUCUACGAUCUCCGUAAUUCGUGUAAAAUGCGUCACUUCUUCUCCAGUUAACUUCAGU